Helobdella robusta is the source of this 2199-nucleotide messenger RNA. RefSeq lists its product as hypothetical. Gene Ontology annotation, cellular component: NELF complex; nucleus. The record is from RefSeq and is a predicted model, not a curated record. Gene Ontology annotation, biological process: negative regulation of transcription elongation by RNA polymerase II. The transcript is spliced from 11 exons. NCBI's taxonomy places the organism in Eukaryota, Metazoa, Annelida, Clitellata, Rhynchobdellida, Glossiphoniidae. The coding region runs from base 1 to 1809 and encodes 602 amino acids.
AUGGCGGAUCGAAAUCCAAAGAUACUUCAUAUAGGCUUCAAACCAGAAUCUCGUGCUGAGGCUAGAGGAAUUAUUUCUAAUUUGAGUUUUCUUGAAACCGGAAUUAUGCUAGAAUUGUGGGGUUUUGUUUUAGAAUGUCUGAACAAGUCUAACGUCAAACUUCAAAAAGUUUCCAAUGGCAUCUUAUUGCCGUCUCUACAACCAGCUCUGCCCCUGCUGGAUUUGCAUAAAGUACCUCGCCUGGAGUUCCACCAGUCAGUCCUGGACGAGAUGAAGGAGCGCAUGAUCAGUCGCAUCAAAGAGAUUGCAGCCGGACCAGACAAGGGAACCAAGUAUAGAGUGCUGAACGAGUUGCUCAACAAGUGCAUGCCUGUCAUCAAAGUGAAGUUAUUAAGGCCAGUAGUCAUGUGUUUGAUGCAGUACCUGCCGAAGAUCAAGUCCGAACAUUUGCAGAUUGUCGUGUCGAACAAGGAGCUCUAUGAUGAAGCUGCCGUCGAGGUGAAGCAGCAGAUAUGGGAGGGAGAUCAAUCCUUGUUUGGGGAGGAGGUUUCACCACUGCUCAGAAGCUAUGUUGAAAUGAAGGAAUCAACUCUCCUCUCCAUGGACAGUCCACAGUCAACUUUUUUCCAAACCGUUCCAAAACUUCGAAGGCAGACCCACUCGGUGCAGGAGGUGGUGAGGAUGGUCGGCAAGAACACCCACCUCUACGAGAUGAUUCUUCAGUUCCUUAGGACCAUCUUCCUGCGAACACAAAACGUUCACUACUGCACAUUCCGAUCGGAACUCCUCAUGUCCCUGCACGAUCGGGAAGUCAGUGAAAUACUGGCUGACGAUCCGUGCCACAAGUUCACCUGGUGUCUCGACGCAUGCAUCAGGGAGAAGUUUGUCGAUUCAAAAAGAGCUAAGGAGCUGUUAGGAUUGCUUGAUGCAGUCAAGUGGUCGCAAGAACAUGUACUUGGUGAUCUAUCUAUGGUCCUCUGUGAUCCGCAGUCCAUCCACACCAUUGCUGCCUCGAUCAUCAAGAACCUGACGACGUGCAUCAACAACGAAUCACUUCCCAGGGCGAAUGAGGAUGUCGUAAUUCUGGUACGCCUGCUCUGCAUGGGGUUGAAAGCGUGGAAAAUGAUUGACAGUCGAUUGUUCAAGGAGCCUAAACUGGACGUUGACCUGAUAACUCGUUUCCUUCCUUGCCUCUCGUGGCUCAUGGCAGACGAUCAGCUGGCUGUGAUGUCUGGAAAGACCAAUGAGCAGUUGGAUCCAGCUCCUAGCUACUUACUCACUUCAUGCGACGAUGUUAGUGCCGUGCUGCUGUGCCACUAUGCCUUGCACGUCACUAAGCAGGGAUGGACCGGUAGCAUCGUUCGAGUUGUUUCCUGUUUGAGUGAGGAGUCCGUCAGUGAAGUUGCCUACAGCAACACGUUCCUGCACGACUUCGUAUCGCAUCUCAUUUCAUUCCCGGAGAUGUUUGCCACUCCUGAGUUCUGCUCCGCUAUCUUUGAUAAGUUCUUUAAGCCUCAAUGUUCACAAGACAGUGUCUGCAAGCACCUUAUCAGACUGCUGUUGUUCACGCAUCACAAAGUUCAUACAAACAGCCUCAGUGGCGCUGUCGAGAUGCUACAAAACUUGAAUUCAGUGCAGUUGCAAUCACUGUUGGACGGCUUAUCAGAGAGAGUUCGAACAUACAACGAGCAACAAGUUCAACUGCAGUUGCAGCAGCAACAACAGCAGCAGCAACAGUCAAUCGCGGCAUCAAAUGAGUUAUUGGACUCGCCAUUCGUCUCAACACCUUUGUCAUCCAUUCUGUCAUAGCAUUCCUUCACUCAGUCGAUCGAUAAAUUGAUUAAUUAAUUGAUUGAAUGAUAGAUAGAUUGGUUGAUCAAGCAUACAACCAGUCGAUCAUCCAUCAUUUCAAUAUCUUGAAUACAUUUUUGUAUAAAUCCGUCCAAAUAAUUAAACAAACAAAUACGAAAGAAGAUAUGAGCACACCGCCACACAUACUUCACCACGUUUAAAAAGUGAAGAUGCAAAGGACACUUUUACUUACUUGUUCAGUGUAGCCCUAUAAUUUUUUACCACAUAUUUGUACUCGUCAUUUUGAAUAAUUUUUAUUGGACAGUCGCAAACAACGCUUCGUUUGGUCACAAAUUCGUUCCUUAUUUCGCCGCUGUAGUGAAUAAAUAUUUUUUAAGUUUCUAAUUU